CUUUCCUCGCCGCACCACCAACUUGUCACCAAAGAUGGCGAUUUGCUGAGUGCUCAUGGAUAUACACAUUUCUCGGCUAGUUGUUAUCUUACCCGAAACGCCAACUUUAAAAACAAAUUAACUGUUUAGCGAGCAACUGUUUCUCCGUUUGAAGCACCUCUGACCCAGCGUCAGUCGCCGCUACCAUGCAGAUCACACUUAAAACGCUGCAGCAGCAGACUAUUCAGAUUGAGAUAGACCCCGAACAAACGGUGAAGGCCUUGAAAGAGAAGAUAGAAGCAGAAAGGGGAAAAGACAACUUUCCUGUGUCCGGGCAGAAGCUGAUAUAUGCUGGGAAAAUUUUGCAAGAUGACACACCAAUUAAGGACUACAAAAUUGAUGAGAAGAACUUUGUUGUAGUGAUGGUGUCCAAGGCUAAGCCUGCAGCUGCAGCCUCACCAUCAGUCUCAGAAGCACCCAAACCCCCAGUACAGGACUCUGGCUCCACAUCAACAGCUGCCCCGACUACAAACCCAACUCCAGCCCCAGCCCCUGCCCCUGCAGCUGUCCCCAUUCCUAGCGGGGAGGCCAAAGAGGAGUCAAGUGCCGUAGCCACAGAACCACAACAACCAGCUAGCUCCAGUGGUGGAAGUCAGGGCCUGGAUGCAUCCUCGACGCUGGUGACCGGAGCGGAGUAUGAGGCGAUGCUGACGGAGAUCAUGUCUAUGGGCUAUGAAAGGGAGAGAGUUGUGGCUGCGCUACGGGCCAGUUUCAACAACCCCCACAGAGCCGUGGAGUACCUUCUUACUGGUAUCCCUAGCAGCCCAGUCCAGGAGAGUAAUCCCCCAGUGCAGGCUCCCACAUCUGGAACCACAGAAGCUCCGUCUGUACCAGAAGGAGAGAACCCACUUGCAUUCCUGCGCACUCAGCCCCAGUUCCUGCACAUGAGACAGGCCAUCCAGCAGAACCCUGCCCUGCUUCCCGCUCUCCUCCAGCAGCUAGGCCGGGAGAAUCCUCAGCUUCUACAGCAAAUCAGUCAGCAUCAGGAGCUGUUUAUCCAGAUGUUGAACGAACCAGUGGGAGAGGGGGGAGAUGCACCAGAGGUUGGAGAGAUGGGGGCAGCAGGGGAGGAAGGCGCGCCUGUCAACUACAUCCAGGUUACACCUCAGGAGAAGGAAGCCAUUGAAAGGUUAAAAGCGUUGGGUUUCCCUGAGGCGCUGGUGAUUCAGGCCUACUUCGCCUGCGAGAAGAAUGAGAACCUGGCGGCCAACUUUCUCCUCAACCAGGGACUGGAAGACGACUGAACAGCAGAGGGUCACUGCCUUCCUGCUCCUCCCUCCUACCCUUCACCCCUCUUCUUCAGCUCAGCAUAAAGACUGCACCCCCAGAUUUUACUGUACAACCUCAGCUCAUCCCAAACAGGAGGGGGGGAAGCCAGUGACGGGAGAAGGGU
This is a messenger RNA of Pelmatolapia mariae (spotted tilapia), 1432 nucleotides long. It is a transcript of the gene rad23aa, whose product is annotated as RAD23 homolog A, nucleotide excision repair protein a. Gene Ontology annotation, cellular component: nucleoplasm; cytosol. NCBI's taxonomy places the organism in Eukaryota, Metazoa, Chordata, Actinopteri, Cichliformes, Cichlidae. Gene Ontology annotation, molecular function: ubiquitin binding; damaged DNA binding; polyubiquitin modification-dependent protein binding. The record is from RefSeq and is a predicted model, not a curated record. The transcript has 9 exons. Gene Ontology annotation, biological process: proteasome-mediated ubiquitin-dependent protein catabolic process; nucleotide-excision repair. The coding region runs from base 186 to 1283 and encodes 365 amino acids.